GGACCCCCCUCCCCCUGGCAGCCACUGAAAACAUCCAUUCACUUUACACACAGUUUGUCAGGGCUGCUUUUCUCCUGAUAGCAGGACACACAAACUGCAGUGGAGCCUAACACUCAGUGGGAAACUCUCACUUUGGUCUCACAUUGUAAAUCAUCAGAGGCUCGCUGUCAAAAUGGAUGUCAUUCCCAUUUCUAUACACUCUCAUUUUAUGACAAAGCCUGCAGACAAACAAUGCAUACCUAGAUAGCAAUCAAUUUUGAUAUCUUCUCAUAGGAAAUUUAGAGCACAACUAAAGAGUGACAAAGAAUACAUUUUUUUUAUCCAUAAAUCCUUUCCUCAGAGGGACAAGUUUAUUUAUUAACACAUAUUACCUCAUAAAAUACGGGCAAAUCCCAAUAAAUUGGCUUAUUUUAACAUUGAUUGACACUUAUAUUGCAAGUUACCCAGCGAUGGAUUCAACAACACUAGCAACCUUUGCUGCUGCCACUACUAUUGCUGUGGUUUCUCAGUCUGUCAUGUCAGAAUACUUGUGGCUGUUGGUGGUAGGCUUCAUCAUUGCCUUCAUCUUGGCUUUCUCCGUGGGGGCCAAUGAUGUGGCCAACUCCUUCGGUACAGCAGUGGGUUCCGGGGUGGUCACUUUGCGGCAGGCCUGCAUCUUGGCCACCAUCUUUGAGACAGUGGGCUCAGUGCUGCUGGGAGCCAAAGUCAGCGAGACCAUCCGAAAGGGCAUCAUUGAUGUCCAGAUGUACAAUGGCUCGGAGCACAUUCUGAUGGCAGGAUCAAUAAGUUCAAUGUUUGGCUCUGCUGUGUGGCAACUGGCUGCAUCAUUCCUGAAGCUCCCCAUUUCUGGAACUCACUGUAUUGUUGGAGCCACAAUUGGUUUCUCCAUGGUAGCCAGAGGUCACCAAGGGGUCAAAUGGAUGGAGCUACUCCGCAUCGUGGCAUCCUGGUUCCUGUCACCUGUGCUGUCUGGCAUCAUGUCAGGAAUUCUCUUCUAUUUUGUUCGCAAAUAUAUUCUUAACAAGACUGAUCCUGUACCAAACGGCCUCAGAGCUCUUCCCAUCUUCUACGGCAUCACCAUGGGCAUCAACCUCUUCUCCAUCAUGUUUACAGGAGCACCAAUGCUCGGUUUUGACAGAAUGCCAUGGUGGGGUACACUGUGCAUUUCGCUGGGGUUUGCCUGUGUCACGGCUUUGGUCGUUUGGUUUGUUGUCUGUCCACGCCUCAAGAAGAAAAUCAGACGAGAAGCGGCUGCUGCUCCCUGUGAAACUCCACUAAUGGAGACGAACUCCAGCAGACCUGCACUAGAAGAGCAACCCUCAACAAUCUAUGACCCUCAACCUCAGACCCCUCCAGCAGAUAGUCAGAAGGUGGCUUUCCAACUUGGAGGCUCAGACGAGGCAGAUUUGGACAACAAUGAAAUGGAGACCAAAGACUUGGAUUUGAGUAAUGGGCUGAAUGGCACUGUUGGCCCCAUGAUGAUCACAGAUCCUCACAGCGGACGGUCCCACACAAUCCACAAAGAUUCUGGGCUUUACAAAGACCUACUACACAAACUUCACAAGGCCAAAGUUGGCGACUGCAUUGGCGACAGUGACACAGAGGAACGGCCCAUACGGAGAAACAACAGUUACACCUCAUACACCAUGGCCAUCUAUGGCAUUCAAGGAGAUCCUAAAUACAAGGAACAGGAUGGCGUGCUGCAGAGAAGACCAAGGGUGGACAGUUACAGCAGCUACAGCUCAGCAGUGACCACUGGGAGUUCAGUCCCCGAUCCGAGUGUGACGCAGGAAGCUGGCGGGGACCCUGUUGUGGAGGAGGAUGAGCUGGAGGUUGACCAACCAGCUGUUUCUUCGCUUUUCCAGUUCCUCCAGAUCCUCACGGCAUGCUUUGGCUCCUUUGCUCAUGGAGGGAAUGAUGUCAGCAAUGCAAUUGGUCCACUGGUGGCUCUUUGGCUUCUGUAUGAAAGUGGUUCUGUGGUGUCCAAUUCACCCACACCCAUCUGGUUGCUUCUGUAUGGUGGAGUGGGGAUCUGCGCUGGGCUGUGGGUAUGGGGCCGAAGGGUGAUCCAGACCAUGGGCAAAGACCUAACCCCGAUUACACCUUCUAGUGGAUUCAGCAUCGAGCUAGCUUCAGCAAUCACAGUUGUUGUGGCCUCCAAUGUUGGUCUUCCUGUCAGCACAACACACUGCAAGGUAGGAUCUGUGGUGGCUGUUGGAUGGCUGCGUUCCAGGAAAUCAGUUGACUGGCGUCUGUUCAGGAACAUCUUCAUCGCCUGGUUUGUUACAGUUCCUAUCUCCGGGCUGAUCAGUGCUGCCAUCAUGGCUAUCUUCAUAUAUGUUGUUCUGUGAGUGAGUGUCACAGUGUUCAGCUAGUCUGUCAGCACACUGUUACUUCAACCGAUGGACCACUACCAACAGUUAUUUUUUGA
Scomber japonicus (chub mackerel) is the source of this 2431-nucleotide messenger RNA. It is a transcript of the gene slc20a1a, whose product is annotated as solute carrier family 20 member 1a. Bases 450 to 2351 code for a protein of 633 amino acids. The transcript has 11 exons. Gene Ontology annotation, molecular function: phosphate transmembrane transporter activity. Gene Ontology annotation, cellular component: membrane. Gene Ontology annotation, biological process: phosphate ion transmembrane transport. Lineage: Eukaryota; Metazoa; Chordata; Actinopteri; Scombriformes; Scombridae. The record is from RefSeq and is a predicted model, not a curated record.